UGGUGGGGACUUGGCUCUCGCUCGCUCGUCCUGCAGGGCCAAGAGGUGGAGGUGCCAACUGAGCUGCGUCUUGGAGUGUUGCCCCAGGGGGAGUGCCAUGGCAGAGAGCCUUGCCCAUAACUCUGCAUUGGAAAGGGGUUGUGGGUCUGGGUUGCUGCUGCAGGUGCACCGACACCCUGCCAGCCGGCAAGGAUUUUGAGGUGGCUGCCAGCCGAAUCCACAUUGCUGCCCGGGAUGGUGGGAGAGAUUCCUCGCCAGCCACGCCGCUUCUGGGGAGUGCCAGGGUGGCAGGUCUCGCCGGCCAGCUGUACCAGUGCUCAUCUGUUGCUAGAGGGGGAGAGGGGACUCGCCAGGAGAGGCAGCCAGUGGCUGAGGGAUGCAGCCUGGCCACUUUCCCCAUAGUAGGCUCCAAUCCUCUAACCCGACGGCACUUUAGCCCCAAACCCUGACCCUCCGCCACGCCCCAUGCGGCACCUCAAUGCCGAGUCCGCCCUCCCCCAGGACUGCAGCCGUGGGCCCGAGCCGGAGGAGGAGGAAGAGGAGGAGGAGGAGGGCGAAGAAGCGGGGGCCCCGCCCCACCCUUGGAGGCAGCCUCCGGGGGUCCUGAUGGGUUGCGGCCCCCCGGAAUUGACGUGCCAGAAGGUUUACCAGGUCUCCAUCUUCUCGCCGCCGGCCGCCGGCUCCCACCCUCCCGAGCAGAGGUCCCCGGGGCGGCAGCCCAUCAAGCGGACGUGCCCGGAGCCCCAGCGGCCGGCCGAGGGCGACUGGGAGGCCAAGCGGGGCUGCUGGGAGCCCGGCGGGGGGGACGACGCCAUUGAAGAUGGGCUCCUGGUGGAGGACCUGGCCCUGGGCGGGGCGGCCCAGCAUUUCUCCCACAGCGGCCUGCGGGUGGUGGAGCAUCGCCAGGAAGACCCUGCCGCCGCCCGCCGCCCCCAGGUCCGCCGCCGCUGCCGGAGCCGGGAUCCCAGCCCCGCUGGGGCCCAAGAAGGCACCGCCCCUCCGGCGCCACCGCACAUCCCUUGCGACACUUUGCACACGAGAGACUGCACCCGGGGCCCGCUGCGGGACGGCCCCACCGCCUCCCUGCCCCCGCAGGACGAGGGGGUGGGCGCUGGGGGCCCCCGUUCCCGCCUUGGCCCUGAAUUGCACAGCUUUGCCCAGGCGCUCCCGCCAGGGGAGGGUAUAACCCAGGCGGCCGCCAGGCCUCCAGAUCACAGCACUCCGGGGGUGGCUAACGGGCUGCCCUCCUCGGAGAAGACGCCUCCGUGCCCUGGCCCCAGGCUGCCUGGAGCGGGGGGAGCCACCCGCGGAUGCCCAGCCAAGCGGAAGCUGCUGCCCGCCGUGGAAGGGGCAGCGACGGAGACGGCCUCGGAGGAUGAGAGCCUCCCUCCCGCCCGGAAGAAGCGGCUCCUGCCCCGCCCGGCCGUGCCCGCCUCCUGCCGCAGCACCGACGCCAAGGGCGCCCCUUUCUGGAACCACCUGCUUCCUGCUGCCAAGGGCUCGGUGAACAGCAGCGGCUGUAGCAGCGUCCGUGGCGAGCUGAAGACUGGCCUGCGCCUCAAGCCGAGACACCUCCGCAAGACUCCAGCGGGAGGAGGCCGGCUCCCCCCCGGCCCCUGGGCCACCACCUCCACCAGCCGGGCCCUGCUGGGGAACUUUGAGGAGUCCAUGCUGAAGGGGCGCUUCCCGCCAUCGGGCCGCAUCGAGGGCUUCACGGCGGAGAUUGGGGCCAGCGGCUCCUACUGCCCGCAGCACGCCACCCUGCCUGUGGAGGUCACCUACUUUGACAUAGCGGAGCACAGUGCCCCCUCGCCCUUCCUGGGUGUGAUAGACUUGGAAACCUUGGGAAAGAAGGGUUACAGCAUCCCCAAAACAGGCACAAUCCAAGUGACCUUAUUCAACCCGAACAAGACGGUGGUGAAGAUGUUCCUGGUGACUUACGACUUCCACGACAUGCCUGCCAACCACGUCACCUUCCUGCGCCAUCGCAUCUUCCUGGUGCCUGUGGGCGAGGAGGAGCAGGGCCCCAGCCAGGCCUCUGCUGAGCUGCCGAGGAGGGUGCUCUGCUACCUGAUGCACCUGAGGUUCCACAGCUCCAAGUCUGGGAAGAUUUACCUGCAUGACAACAUCCGCCUCCUGUUUUCACGCAAGUCCAUCGAGAUUGACUCCGGGAUCCCCUACGAGCUGAAAUCCUUCACAGAACUGCCGCGCAACCCCUGCUAUUCACCCAGAGCCUGAUGAGAGUAUCAAGGGGGGGUGUGAGCCAUGCCUGGAGGCCGCACGUUGCCUGGACAGGAGGAGAGGCGGGCACGUGGUUGUUGGCAGCUGCCAGCCAGGCACUGGGCUGGAGAGAGAGAGAGAGAGAGAGAGAGAGAAUAUGUCUGCCACAGCCCCUCCCCAGGAACUGUGGCUCUUAAUUUGGGCUGGGGCUGCAGCCAGCCUGGACUAUGAAAGCAAUGAAUCUAAACACAGUCGCUCUGGGGCCUCGUGCACUUUUGCUGGGGCUGGGCUGGGCGGGCACCAGAGAAGAGGGAGCGGAGGCCUCCCCCAUGCGCACGCACACACACAUAUGAAGCAAGGGGGGAUGUGUAGAGUUGGGUAGGUGCUGCCUCACAGGGUCUAGCAAAAGAUAGUGUCAUCAGGGUUAGGGGCCCACCGAGGGCGCUCCGUGUUUGUGUGAGUGCGCGUGAGAGAGGGAAAAUGUUGGAACUGGGGGGGGGGACACAAGAGAUUUUGUGGGAGUGCAGAAUUGAGAGACCUCGAGAGCCACUUGGUGAGGUUUCGGUGGCCUCGUGGGCCGGCUUCUCCUGAGCCGAAGGGGCUCCGAUGGGUAGGUGUGGAGAGCGCGUGGCCAAUGGGUUUUGGAAGCCGGGGUCUGGCUUCCCCUCUACUUCCCCAAGCCUUGUGAGUCAAGAGGACGUGCGCGUGGCAGGGAGCAGAGUCGCUCAGACCCCCCCACCCCCACCACCACCAUUCUCUCAUCAUCGUCCUGACCUGGACGAGGGAACCCUCUUUCUUCCUGGGAUUAGGGAGUAUUGUCCACUCCUGCUUCCGGCCCUGAUGGUGCAAUGUUUGCCCAAUACCCCACCCCACCCCACCCCCCAGGCCUCUGUCCGGCAGCCCCAAUGCGCCACUGCAGGUGGGGGCUACCACUGGCGGUGGUGUCCCAUGGCGAAGACCCAUCUGUGUUGCUCCUUGGCCCUCCCCACUGUCCGUUCGCAGAGUGUGACAGAGAAGGGAAAAGCAGGACGGUGGUCUUCUUGGGGAAAUCGCAGGUGAGGCUGUCGGGAGGGCCUGGGCCCACCGGCCUUUUUGCUGCUGCUGCUGCCACCGCCGCCUCUGAUGUGUGUCUUGUGGCUUGAAUCGAGACCACUCUCACCUCCCCAAACUGAAAAUGUUAAUGGUGCCAAACUUGAUGAUGAUGCCAGGGGUGUGUGGGUCCCAUUGAGGGAGGAGUGGGGAAGCAAGCAGAGCAGCGUCUAUUUGGGAAUUUCAGCAUGGAGGUUUCUGUGUAAGUUUUAAAGCACUAGGGGCGGGGGGGGGAUGUCAUAAAGACUGCCUUUGCAAUAACUCUUAAGGCUGCUUUUGCUCCCUCCGUCUCCUAGCCUGCUGGCAAUGGGGAAGGCCCACAGGGAUACUUUGCACUGUUCCAGAGAUUAAGGGGGACGGUUGGUAUGGCUGCCACAGCCUUUGAAGGUCUCCCCCACCCCCAAGAGGAACCGUCAGGACCUCUCCUCCUCCUCCUCCUCCUCCUGUCCUGUCCUGGUUGGGGGCUGCAUUUCUCAAGUUCUCCUAAGGGGUGAGGCAGACGUGGGACAACCAUUGUAGAUGACACUUGAAAAUAUUUAUAUUUAAGAAAAGGGAGACAGAAAGAGAUGUACCUGAUACUGUCUGUCUUUUUUUGAAAGAAAUGAAUUCUAUAAAUGUGUGUUUGGAAAACA
Messenger RNA from Pogona vitticeps (central bearded dragon), 3941 nucleotides. NCBI's taxonomy places the organism in Eukaryota, Metazoa, Chordata, Lepidosauria, Squamata, Agamidae. The record is from RefSeq and is a predicted model, not a curated record.